UCCCUCCGCCGCUACUGGAGGAAACUGCAGCCACGUGAUUCCGACGUCACCAGCGAAAUGGCUGCCUCCUGUUAGUAAACUAACCCUCCCGACUUGUUGUUAAAUACGUUUAUAUAUUUUUCUCCUUAAAAGCAAGAACUACUUUUGCACCACAAAGUUUUAGGAGAUAAACAUGUCUCCAAAGAUCACAGGAGAGCUGCUCAGGCAUCUCCGCCAGGUGAUGAAGAAUUGUAAAUACGUUACCGAGCCACUUCAAGCUUAUAUUAUCCCCUCUGGUGAUGCCCACCAGAGUGAGUACAUUGCACCAUGUGACUGCAGACGUGAGUUCAUCUGUGGUUUCAACGGCUCAGCAGGUACAGCCAUUGUCACAGAGCAGUACGCCGCCAUGUGGACUGAUGGGCGUUAUUUCCUUCAAGCCACCCAGCAGAUGGACAACAACUGGACCCUUAUGAAGAUGGGACUGAAAGAGACACCCUCUCAGGAGGACUGGCUGAUUAGUGUCCUGCCAGAGAACUCCAAAGUGGGGGUCGACCCUUGGAUCAUAGCUGCAGAUCAGUGGAAAGCGAUGUUUAAGGCAUUGAACAAUGCGGGCCACUCUCUCAUAGCAGUGCAAGAAAACCUCAUCGAUGUGGUGUGGCGUGACCGUCCACAAAGACCCAGCACGCAGCUUCGUACUUUGGGAUUGGACUACACUGGUAUGUUAUGGCAAGACAAGAUCACAGCUCUACGUGCAAAGAUGUCAGAGCGAAAAAUCUCCUGGUUUGUUGCCACAGCACUGGAUGAGAUAGCCUGGCUUUUCAACCUCCGUGGUGCAGAUAUUGAGUAUAACCCUGUCUUCUUUGCAUAUACCAUUGUAGGGAUCAACACAAUAAGGCUUUUUGUGGACAUAAAGCGUCUAGCUGACCCAGCAUUGAGACAGCAUCUGCAGCUAGACUCGCCAUGCAAGCCUGAGCUUCACAUUCAGACGUUGCCGUACGAAUCAGUUUAUACCGAGCUGCAGGCCAUCUGCGCCAUGCUCGGCCCCAAAGACAAAGUGUGGAUCUGUGACAAAGCCAGUUGUGCUCUCACGCAGGUCAUCCCCAAGGCCCACAGGUCCUCCAUUCCUUAUACACCCCUCUGCCUCGCCAAAGCAGUGAAGAACACAACAGAGAUUCAAGGCAUGAAAACAGCCCAUAUCAAGGAUGCAGUUGCUCUUUGUGACCUCUUUGCUUGGUUGGAAAAAGAGAUUCCAAAAGGCUCUGUAACCGAAAUCUCAGCUGCUGACAAGGCUGAAGAACUACGCAGUCAGCAGAAAGAUUUUGUCGGCCUUAGUUUCCCAACAAUUUCCAGCGUUGGGCCCAAUGCAGCAAUUAUACAUUACAGGCCACUGCCUGAGACCAACAGAACCCUCACCGUCAAUGAAGUUUACCUGAUUGACUCUGGAGCUCAGUACAUUGAUGGCACCACAGACGUUACCCGCACCAUGCACUUUGGGACUCCAACUGCAUAUGAAAAGGAAUGCUUUACUUCUGUACUUAAGGGACACAUUGCUGUCAGUGCUGCUGUUUUCCCCAACGGAACUAAAGGGCACCUGCUGGACUCAUUUGCGCGAGCCGCACUGUGGGAGUCAGGCCUCGACUACCUUCAUGGUACAGGUCAUGGUGUUGGCUGCUUUCUUAACGUUCACGAGGGACCCUGCGGUAUUAGCUACAAGACCUUCGCUGACGAACCUCUUGAGGCGGGCAUGAUCGUCAGCGAUGAACCUGGAUAUUAUGAAGAUGGAGCUUUCGGUAUCCGUCUUGAAAAUGUGGUCCUUGUUGUACCAACUUUGUCCAAAUACAAUUACAGAAGUAGAGGUAGCUUGACGUUUGAGCCCUUAACUCUGGUUCCCAUCCAAGUCAAGAUGAUCGACACAGAGCUGCUGACCCAGAAGGAGCGGGACUGGGUCAACAAGUACCACAGGACCUGUCUAGAGGUGGUGGGAGCGGAGCUGCAGCGUCAAGGCAGAAAAGAAGCGCUUGAGUGGCUCGUCCGGGAGACCCAACCCAUCGUGUGAGGGGACACUCUGGCCAAGCACACUGCGCCCCUGUGGAGUGAUCAUUGUUUGUACGUGUCUCAUCUUCCUUUGUGUCUCUUAUUUUGUAACACAUUGUAUCAAGAGUUUUAAUAAACAUCAGUGAAAAUCAA
Messenger RNA from Syngnathoides biaculeatus (alligator pipefish), 2166 nucleotides. It is a transcript of the gene xpnpep1, whose product is annotated as X-prolyl aminopeptidase (aminopeptidase P) 1, soluble. The record is from RefSeq and is a predicted model, not a curated record. Gene Ontology annotation, molecular function: metalloaminopeptidase activity. The transcript is spliced from 20 exons. The coding region runs from base 173 to 2035 and encodes 620 amino acids. NCBI's taxonomy places the organism in Eukaryota, Metazoa, Chordata, Actinopteri, Syngnathiformes, Syngnathidae.